AAGCUUACACCUUUUCAUCUCCCCUUUAUCUAGUUGUGGCUUUGAGUUCGAAUUCACGCAAGGAACCAACCCAUCUCCAUCAGAUAUCUCUGUCUUUGUUUUCUGUGAUUCUAAAUCGUCGCUUGAGGUUUUGGUUUUCUCUUUAUGGGAAUUUCUAGGGUUUUCUUGAUUUCCCCUGUUUCUUUGGAAUCUACGAGUUGUUGCUUUUGGGGGUAAUCGUUUCCUCCCCACUAUAAUGCCGGAUUGAGUAGUUAGAAUCGAGCCCAUUUUCAAAUUUGGUGUUUUCCGUUCAAAGAUCGAGGCUUUGUGUCUUGUUCUCUCUGUUUGUUGACUGCAUUUUCGAAGAUGUGCAUUUCUAGAGAAGACGAAGAUCCAUCCAGAAAUCGAAGGAAUCAAUCGCCAUUAUCGCUUCCUCAAACUCUGAAACAUUUCCAGAAAGAUUUGCUUGCUGGUGCUGUAAUGGGAGGCGUUGUUCACACGAUCGUAGCUCCAAUCGAAAGAGCGAAGCUUUUGUUACAAACCCAAGAGAGCAACAUAGCAAUUGUUGGAGAUGGAGGUCACGCAGGGAAGAGAAGGUUUAAAGGAAUGUUCGAUUUUAUCUUCCGUACUGUUAGAGAAGAAGGUGUUUUAUCUUUAUGGAGAGGCAAUGGAAGCAGUGUGCUUCGUUAUUAUCCUUCAGUGGCUCUCAAUUUCUCUCUCAAGGAUCUGUAUAGAAGCAUUCUUAGAAACAGUAGCUCUCAAGAGAAUCAUAUCUUCUCCGGUGCAUUAGCUAAUUUCAUGGCUGGUUCUGCAGCUGGUUGUACGGCUUUGAUUGUUGUUUAUCCGCUUGAUAUUGCACACACUCGUUUAGCUGCUGACAUUGGGAAACCAGACGCUCGUCAAUUCCGAGGAAUCCAUCACUUCUUGUCGACGAUUCACAAGAAAGAUGGGCUCAGAGGUAUCUAUAGAGGCUUGCCUGCGUCUCUACAUGGUGUGAUUAUUCACCGUGGCUUAUACUUUGGGGGAUUCGAUACGGUUAAGGAGAUUUUCUCAGAGGAUACAAAACCAGAGUUGGCAUUGUGGAAGAGAUGGGUUUUGGCUCAAGCUGUGACUACAUCUGCUGGAUUGGCUUCUUACCCGUUGGAUACAGUUCGUAGACGGAUAAUGAUGCAAUCUGGGAUGGAGCAUCCGAUGUACCGUAGCACAUUGGAUUGUUGGAAGAAGAUAUAUAGGAGUGAGGGGUUGGCUUCUUUUUACCGUGGAGCACUCUCUAAUAUGUUUAGAAGCACGGGUUCAGCUGCUAUCUUGGUUUUUUAUGAUGAAGUGAAGAAGUUCCUGAAUUGGGGAGGGAUCUAAGCACUAAGAUUAACAAGCUGAGAGUUAGGACUUGGGAUGAUAGGCGUUUGUACAGAAGAAAAUCGAGCUGCAUGAUUUAAUAUUUCAUCUGCGAUGAUGACUUAGUGACACCAAAGUUAAAAAUACUCUGCCUAUCUUGGCAAUUUCGACUGAGUAUCCGAAACGAAUCACUUUACGGAGGUUGAAAGCACUCGAUCAGGUUAAAAGAGUGAAAUUGACAUAACAGUUCGUUGACUGAAACAGCCUAACUAGCUAGGUUAUUUCAGUCACCAUAACUUCAUUUUUCUGUAAAUUUUGAAAAUCAAAAUCUCAUACUCUUUUUUUUUUUGUCAAACAAUCUCAUA
Molecule: messenger RNA, 1679 nt
Organism: Capsella rubella
Lineage: Eukaryota; Viridiplantae; Streptophyta; Magnoliopsida; Brassicales; Brassicaceae
Product: probable ADP,ATP carrier protein At5g56450
Exons: 2
Coding region: 346-1335 (329 amino acids)
Biological process (GO): mitochondrial ADP transmembrane transport; mitochondrial ATP transmembrane transport
Cellular component (GO): mitochondrial inner membrane
Molecular function (GO): ATP:ADP antiporter activity
Source: RefSeq, a predicted model, not a curated record